Messenger RNA from Danaus chrysippus (African queen), 771 nucleotides. The record is from the annotation of a GenBank genome assembly. NCBI's taxonomy places the organism in Eukaryota, Metazoa, Arthropoda, Insecta, Lepidoptera, Nymphalidae.
AUGGAGUGGGGUAUGACAGCUGAUGGAAAAUACAGAAUAGAAUCUUUGUCGUCAAAAACAUUUCCGGGUGCAUUAGAAGUUAUUCGGAUUGCUUUUUGUCAAGAUGAAUACGUAUCGAUAGGAAGUGAAGUAAAUAAAAAUCCUAAGGCUGCUGAAGAAUUGCUUGAGCUAUGUGCUGAUGCAGCUCUUGAUGGCGUCUCUUUGGUAGCAGUAGCUGUUGAAACUGGAGAAGUUGCUGCUGCUGCUUUUAAUAAGAUUCAGGUUAAAGCAAAUGACGAAUCUGAGAAACCAUUUUUCGUUAUUUUUUCUGAAGAGCGAUGCACUCAAGCCUCGUCCCGAUCGCUCGUAGAAUUUAUGGCCGACGUUGAUGAGAGAUGCAAUUUAUUUGAAAAAUACAAAGUUGACUGCAGUCUCGAGAUUAUGUUUUUGGCUACAUUACGAAAUCACAGAGGACAAGGCAUAGGAAAACUCCUUACAAAAUAUUCCAUAGAAGUUGCCAGGAAAUUUAAAUACGGUCCAAUUGCACCAUUGUAUGUAAAAGAUCUGGGACCAAAAUAUUCCAAUUUAACUUCUCGCAAACCUAUAAAUACAUAUCCCAAGAUUUGUCAAGCUAUCUGGACUGGAAGAGCUUCACAGAAUGUUGGAAAAGCUCAGAGUUUUACUGUGCACUUGACAGUACCUUAUUCGGAAUUUGUUUUCAAUGGCAAAACUUACGCCGAGCGCAUCGGAGACGAUUCUGCAUUUUGCGAAGUAGCAGCCCUAUCUCUAUAA